AUGGACCAACAUCUAUUGUUGAAUUCCGACCAACAUUCAGCAAGUGAUGAUGACCAACUAAUCAAGCAAGAGCUGGAGUUACUAGAAACUGUCGAGCAGGAUUCAUUUGAUACGGAAGAUUUGGCUGAAGGACUGGUUAUGGAACUGGACCCUCAGUAUAUUUACAAUUCAGUUAGUCAGACACAAAAGUCACUGGAUAAUAGUCUUCAACUUGACUCGAUGACCAAAGUGCCAAGUCAUUCUUUACAUGAGCACACUGUGGCCACUAAAGAUGAAGCUGAUUCACUAAAAUAUACACAUUCGAGUCCAUUUAAAGAGGAGCUUCAACAAUCUGUAUUUUGGAAAGAUUUUAUCGAAUCAACGUUGUUACGGUCGGAGGAGCAAGAUACUAGGAUCCGAGAGCUAGAGUCGGACAUUCCAGAUUUACUACAACCCAUGGAUGCUAAAGAAUUAUUGCUUGACCAAGUGCUGCCAGAUACUACUACAAUCGACCCUGACAUGUUUGAUGCAAAAGAUUUGAUUGGAUCUGAUACUACGCUAAAUGAUAAACAGGCCACUAAUUUAUUUGAUCAAAAACUAGACGCCAAUAAAGCUCUAGAACAGCUAAACAUACCAAGCCCACAAAGAGUAUCCUCGAGUAGUUCCCCUGGACUGCAGGCUGAAUGUAGCACUAUCAAAUCGGAUCAAAAUCCAUCAGAAGCAAAUGAAGCUAUGGAUACAAAAAAUUCGCGUCAAGGAAUGCCUCGAAAAUCAAAAACACCUUCUGGAGGUGCCAGGCGUGGAAGUGUUGCACCCAAAAAAACACACAUUGCAACCACACCAGAUACAACGUCGUUGCGAAAAUCAGAACAUAUGGAUGCAACAGGCCCAGAUUUUACAAUUCUAGGAAAGCAUGCGUACUCGGCUGUUUCAAAUGUUUCAUGGUCAAAGUCUCUGGCCAAAUCUGAUCAAACAAAAGACAAUACAGACUUGGAAAUUAAGCAUCAACAAAAGCUCAGUCAGCUAGAGACUGUAACACAAAGCGAAGAAGAUAUUUUGAAAAAAAUGCAGCAUGAUGGUACUGAAUACUCACAAACAUUGGCACUCACUAGUACUUCUUAUGCUCAAAUUCGACACCCCAAACAGCGCUCUACUGCGUUUCAAUCUUUUCCACAUGAUGUCAACUCUGAUUUAGAUGGCCAACAGUCGUUGAAUGCCAUUGGAUCCAGUAACCUUCACCUUGAAUCCGAUCAUUCUCAAGCGUUGGUCAAGGACGAGCUUAAUUACAGUCAUAGAGAAAAUAUAGAUCCACCUACAUUGUCACAAAUACCUUUUGAUUUGGACGAGCUUUCUUUGUUCAUGUGUGAUGCAGAUCCAAACGAAAUUGUUGAAGCUGGGUACCUAAAAGCAUUGAUUUUAAAAUAUGAAUCUGAGCUGCAAUGGAUUCAGGGUAAAAUCAAAGAGGAACGACAUACACAAAAAGAAAUCAAGUUUCGUAUUGAAUCUGUUUUAGCAUCAAAAACAUCUUAUACAAGAGCUAUGCGCAACUUUAAAAACAAGUUACUUUGCUUGAACGGAGAGAUUAGAGAUGUAACCUUUUGGAUUAGUGUCGAGUCCAAAAACAUCUAUGAUCGCGAAAAGGAUCGAUCAAACAUGCUUGUUGCUCGUACUCAAGAUUUUGUAAAGCAAUUUUUAGAAAAAAAGUCAAAAGACUUGCGUCAGGUUGAACUAGCACAGCAGCGGAAACUAGAAGCGGAAGAGCAAUCAAUGAAGAUUCGAACCAAUGCAGCAGACCUUCGAAUUCAGUGCUAUGAAAUUGACGAAACUUUGAAAUGCUACAGUGCUGAUAUUGAAAAUAUCAAGUGGGAGGUUGCUAAAAAGCAGCUGCUUAGAGAUGAAGCAAUAGAGGCAAUAUUAAAAAAAGAGGCAAUUGCUCAGGAAUGCGAUUUGCGUGUUUUGAAUACUGCUCUUGAACGGCAGCAACUUAUAGGCAAAAAAGCCUUGUUUGUAGAAGAUUUAGAAGUGGUCGAUUUGAGCGACGCGCAACUUGCUCGUAUUCCAAAGUUGCUCAUUCAGUCAAAACGAGUCAAGCAUGUGGAUAUUGACAAAAACGAUCUCAAAAAAUCAAGCGUGAUUCAGCAACUUCCAGAACUGAUAUCACUUAGAGCGUGUAGUAACCGAUUUGAAAAAUUGGAACUUGCCCAACUCUUGAAGCUCAGAUCUCUCACUGUAGAAAAUAACGGUAUUAUGGAGAUAUCAGGUUUGACAGAUGAACUCACUUAUCUAGAUAUUUCCAGCAAUCCAAUUUCCAAAAUUGAUAGUAUUUCUGCUGCUACAUCACUUCAGGUUUUGUUGCUUCGGAACAGCCGUGUCCAAGAUUUAUCUUCGUUUCGAUUUCUUAAAGGACUCAUAUAUGUUGAUUUGGGCGAAUGUCGCUUAACUGAGUCAUCAGCUGACAAUCUCAUUGAUAGCCCACUGUUACAAUACGUAUCUAUGGCAAAAAACAUAGUUUCAAAAUUCCCCGAGUUUUACAAUCCACUUCUUUAUGAGCUAAAUUUAAACUUGAAUGCAAUCAGUCGAUUACAAAUCACCAAUUGGCUGGGUCGAUUACAAGUAUUGAAUCUUGACAACAAUCAGAUUACCGAUAUUGAGCCAUUAUCAAUGUGUCCAUUUUUACGGAUUCUUUCUCUUGAAAAUAACAAAAUCCAAGAUAUUACAAAUGUUUAUUCUAUAUCAGUUUGUCAGCAGUUACAAGUGCUGAAUCUAUCAGAUAAUCCUGUAGAACUCAAUCCAACCCUUUAUAAAAUUGUUGGAACUAUGUUUCAGAAUUUAAAGGUUCUUCUCAAUAAGCAUCAAGUGUGUCGUACAGUCGGGGAUCCUGAAAAAAAAAUGUUUUUUUACACCAAUCCACUGAAAUCUGUUCGUGUUUGUGUUCAGUGUAUUGAUCACCUCAGUAAUGCUAUUUUGGAGGAGUUUGAUAUAAAUGACUCUUUAAAAAUCUUUGAAGAGUGGGCAAAAUUCCUUGGUGCAAAAGAUCAGAGUAUUACGGAAUUUAUGGGACAAUACCGUUCUCCUUAUCUAGACUACCUGACAUCACCUGCGAUUCAAUAUAGCAAAGAUCCUUUGGUUCGUCUUCAAAUACAAGAGCGUCGACUUUUUAUAUUAACAGGCUUGCUAAAUUCAAUGAUUCAAACGCAUGCUACUAUUCCUAUACCUACAGUCGACAUGAUCAUUUCAGUCUGGAUUUUCAAACUUAAAGGCAUCGUGGAUACAUACAAAGUGAUUUACAUUCAGUCCAUUUGGCGGAUGCGUAAAAAUAGGAAACUAUAUCAAAAGAAUCUUAACGGUAAUAUUGUUGGCAGUAACUGUAGGGUUUUCAAGCAAAAUGAUAUUUAUUUUAACGUAUACUGUUUCGAUUUCAACGUGAAAAUGCUAGACUACUAUUUAUGUCAAAAGCUAGCUCAAAAAUGGUGUAAAUGUCGAGCUGCAAAAACCAAACUGGUUGAAUUAAGGCAAAAGAAAUUACACCGUUGUGCUAUGAUGAUUCAAAAAUGCUUUCGAGGUUAUAUGGCAAAAAAAAUGGCAGCUCCUCAAAAAAUGAAAAAAUUAAAAGAGCCAUUUGAUAUGAAUCAAGGUUUAGACUUGGAAAUUCUACAGAAUGAUCCCAGCCAUUGGCUUGAAAGCACAAAUAUCAAUCAGUUUGACGAGAAAUUGAAGGACUAUCUGGCUACAGAAGAGCUGGUUCACUUUUCAUCUAACAACACGUUUGAUGUCAAAAAAGAAGAAAUUCCAUUCGAGGUUUCCUGUGACUUGGGCAAUCGCAAGAAUACUGUCAAGCCAUAUCCGAAAAAACACAAAGUAGACACUACAAAACUAGGAAUACAGCGUGGGGAACUCAUCAAAAAGAUCACAUCACAGUAUGCUGUGCUAUCAAAUAUUUCUCAGCCAACUUCUACUCAAUAUGAUUAUGCUCAAACCUUUUCAAACAACUCUGGAAUCUAUUCAUCAGGAGUUGCGCGAUCCUAUAUUUCUCCUCCAGCGGACAUUACUAUUGUUCAAAAACAAUUGGAUAUAGAAGCCCCUGUUCAAAAACCUUUUCUGUCGCCUGCUCUAGCUCAAAUUCAAGCCACAAAGCAAAAUUCAAAGGAUAUUGAAGCUGGCGUUUUAAGUGGGCAUACCAAAGAUCGGCUAUCAAGUGAACCCAUUGAGCCUAUUGAUUUAAAAACAGACGAAGCAUUGAAACUAUCAUUUCAUCGAAUACUGGAGGGAUGUGUUCAAAGUGCAUUCCACCACCAACAGGCACAACACGAGUUUUUAGAUGAUGAUGAUGGGUUUGUUUUGAUUCAGAAUCAGCCGGUUGAUAAAACGGCGUAUACUUUUGCUUUGGAACAGCAUCAUUUACAACAAGAAGAUGCUUUCCCUUCAAAACACAACAAAUCCAUAGGUCAAACGACAGUUAGUCACGAACGAAAUCAGUAUAUGGCAGACACUCAAACAUUAUCUUCGAGGCAGCGGAAAAAAAUGCAAAUUUUUGAGCCUGAACAGCAGAAAAAUCAAAUGGAUAAAGAUUCAAUACAUAGAUAUCAAGCCUUUGAAGCCGUUGAUAAGUUUAAAAAAAUACCAAAAAAACCUGUAGAUUUAAAGGACGUUUCUGUAAUUUAUGAGUGGGAUAUACAUCGCGGAGAUACUACAAGGAAACUACUGAGCGAGCAAUCAUUGCAAAACGACCCACACCCUCCAAACUCUGCCGAGCUUCAGGUCGUUGGACCUGGAGCAGAAUCGCUCAAAGCUCCAUCCAGGAUGAACAAUCCACCAUUUGCACCAAAAGUGACACUUUUGGUAAACAAUUAUGUAGCAUCAAAAUUACAGAAUGCUUCUGAAGAGCAACAACCAAUCCACAGAUGGCUUAAAAAUAAUACUGAAAGUAUGAUUUCUGUAAAAAGUAUGGAUAAACAGUCCAAUGCAACCGAUAUUUAUCGUUCUACAUUCAAGCCUCGGUAUACAACAGAUAUUGGAAGAGUGUCGUCGACAGUUCCAAUACCUCCAUUGUACGGAAAAUAUAAACUUUAUCGGCAUUCACCACUUCCUAGCAUAGCACAACCGACCCGCAGUAGCAAAUAA
Molecule: messenger RNA, 5100 nt
Organism: Batrachochytrium dendrobatidis JAM81
Lineage: Eukaryota; Fungi; Chytridiomycota; Chytridiomycetes; Rhizophydiales
Exons: 22
Coding region: 1-5100 (1699 amino acids)
Molecular function (GO): protein binding
Source: RefSeq, a predicted model, not a curated record